This is a messenger RNA of Doryrhamphus excisus (bluestripe pipefish), 2266 nucleotides long. RefSeq lists its product as uncharacterized. The record is from RefSeq and is a predicted model, not a curated record. Lineage: Eukaryota; Metazoa; Chordata; Actinopteri; Syngnathiformes; Syngnathidae. Gene Ontology annotation, molecular function: protein binding.
CUUCCUAUCAAGCUGACAACCAUGGCAACCCCUCGUCAUCACUUCCUGUUGACGUUGGUCUUCCUCCCUGCUGUCACGGCAAUGCCUGAACCCGAAACCAUCUCUCCAGACAGCUGGGAACCGCCCUUGGAAACCCCUCCCCCACCUUUCCCUUUGGACGGACGUUUUUUCUUCGAGAACGUAACGGGACAGCCGGGGGGCUCCCUCCUAGCCUACUGUCAGAGGCUGCAGUCAGUGAUUCCGGCGGAGCAGAUUCCCUGGUUCUGUCUGUGCAUAGACUGCAAGGGGAAGACUGGAGCCAAGGGAGACCGUGGAGAUCGGGGGCUGCCAGGCAUUCCAGGUAGUCCCGGAAGACGCGGGUUGACCGGUUUCAGAGGUCCCCCGGGUUUUGUGGGAAGACCAGGAAUCAAAGGACAGAAAGGCGACGAGGGUGACAAGGGAAGUCAGGGGCCUCAGGGGUUUGUGGGACCCAAAGGAGGCCGAGGGUUUAAAGGUGAGAAAGGGGAAAGGGGUUUGGAGGGUCUCCCGGGUGAUCCGGGUCCAAAAGGAGAUGACGGUGUCUGUCCCGAUUCGUGCGAUACCAUCCAGGGCCCUGAAGGAAUCCCUGGUUUGCCAGGCCCCGCAGGACCCAGGGGUCUUCCUGGUGUACCAGGAGCACCAGGAUCCAAAGGUGUUAAGGGUGACAUGGGGGUUGUGGGUCACCCUGGUUCUCCAGGUUCUGAUGGUGUCAAAGGAGAACCCGGCCUCCAGGGGGAGUGUGAUUGUACAGAUGGACUAGACGGUGAUCCAGGGCAGAAGGGUUCCAAGGGUAACCAGGGAGACCAGGGUGAGAUGGGGCCUCCAGGAGACAACGGUUUACCAGGUGCAAAAGGUGACAUGGGCUACAUGGGUCCUCCCGGCCCCUGUAUGCCCGCCAUCCAGUCUGCUUUUUCCGCGCAACUCGAGAAUAGUUUCCCCCCGCCUAACACCCCGGUGGUGUUUGGGUACGUCGUUUAUAACGUCCAGGGCAGUUAUGACCCCACCUCUGGACUCUACACCGCUCCCAUCAACGGGACCUACGUUUUCAGCUACCACCUGACAGUCUACGCACGGAUCCUCAAAGUCGGCCUGUUCCAUAAUUUUGAGCCAAUCAUCAAGACAACAGAUCCAAGCGCUUUAGGUACCACCUCCCAUUCAAUCAUCCUUCACCUGUCCAGGGGAGACCAGGUCUGGCUCCAAGUCAAGGACCACCUAAGCAAUGGCAUGUUUGCCGGUGCGGAGGCCGCCAGUACCUUCUCUGGCUACCUGCUCCAUCCAGACUCAUGUGACAUGGCGUUUUUGAGAAUCCCAGUCCCGGUCCUGACCCCACCGGAGAACGGGUACAGUUGGGGGGACGCAUUGGGAUACAGCACCAAUGAAUAUAGUACACCACCAACCACUACAGGAUCCAGUUAGCUAGGGUCCCUCCAGUUGAAGUACUGUAGAAGUCCCUGACGGUGGAUUGGUUGGUCCAGACCAAAAGAAUGAACUUUCAUUGGUUGUCUUCAUUGGACAGAAGACGUCAGUUUGUCAAAGAAUCGCCCAACAUGAAAAACAAAAAAAUUUUCUAGCUUGCGGCUUCAUUUAUUACGUUCAAGAAGGUGAUGUUCAUGCAUGAAUAAUAAACCUCAACAUGUUUUAUGUCAAUCAAAUCAAGCAUUGAAAUAUUCUGUUCUGCUUACGGAAGCACAGCUCGUAGCACCUAGCUUGUAGCGGGUGUUGGGUAAACGACACAGUGGGCGUCAUCGCGUCGGCCAUCUUUGUAGUUCAGGUGUCGCCGGGAGAGUCGUCGUCGUCUCCAAUCACCCCCCUCAGGAAGGAUCGUUUAAAGUCCUCAAAGCAGAUGUCAUCCGACUCGCUGCCGUUGAACCGUGAGAAGAUGAAAGACAUUUUCAACAACCGUGUCCCAGAUGUUGUACAAAGGAGAAAAAAAUCUACUCACGUUGCUUUGGCUGAAAGGAAAAAGAAAAUAAACAUUCAUUGAGAUACUGAUAUAUUGUUAUUAUGAAGAUUUGCUAGCAAGUGAAAUAUAUAUUUCAAUAAAAACAGCCUGCAUCUCAGCGUUGUUGUACAGUAUGACAACACGGGAUAUUAGUUUCUUCUCCUGACAUUACACCUUAUUUUGCUCAUUUUUAUGGAUGUUUUCUUUUUAAUUUACAAAUAUUUCUUCUCAUAUUUUAUUUCCCUGACUUUAUUCCCAUUAUAGAUUGACUUUAGUCUUGUAGUAUUUCAACUUUUCCCCAAACAA